Rattus rattus (black rat) is the source of this 10396-nucleotide messenger RNA. It is a transcript of the gene Apc, whose product is annotated as APC regulator of WNT signaling pathway. Gene Ontology annotation, cellular component: cytoplasmic microtubule; beta-catenin destruction complex; catenin complex. Gene Ontology annotation, biological process: negative regulation of microtubule depolymerization; negative regulation of canonical Wnt signaling pathway; cell fate specification. The record is from RefSeq and is a predicted model, not a curated record. The coding region runs from base 1059 to 9404 and encodes 2781 amino acids. Gene Ontology annotation, molecular function: beta-catenin binding; microtubule binding; gamma-catenin binding. The transcript is spliced from 16 exons. NCBI's taxonomy places the organism in Eukaryota, Metazoa, Chordata, Mammalia, Rodentia, Muridae.
AAAUUAAACUUUUAAACUAGAGUUUAAUGUGAAUCUUGUCCUUUUAACUCAUAAAUCAGUAAAUGAAGCAUAAGUGUAUGCAGUAGGCUCACCAGUAAUUAACAACAUGUACUGUAUGCCUGGGAGUGCCUUAAAUACUUUCUCCAUAUACCAACUUCUAUUUUGUGCUUGUUCUCAUUUUAUAAAAGAAGAAAUCUAAUCACUAAGAGGUCAAGUGACUAGUUAGAGGGUGAGAAGAGCAAAAGCUUUUAGACCCGGCUGCAACUCUGAGGUCAGACACCAGUCACUCAGUUCUGUCAUCAUGGCUUUUCUGGUAACUGUCCUUAUACAGUUGUAAUUAGAGUUAAUAUACCGAAUAAGUUAAUGAUUUGCAAUGUCAAGUUAUUAGUUGUAAUUCACGGACUAGAAUUGUGUUUCUCUGCUGCAAGUGAAUCAUGGGAAUGAAAUAUAUUUACUGCCCCUCCCACCGUCAGUAUCCUGCAUCCUGUGCCGGGCUUUCCACCCUGAGGAGCUCCUGGUUAGGAGCGUCAGUUAACAACAGGCUCUCUGGGUUUGCCGAGGUAGAGGUUUGAAGGUGCACAGGAAUCUUGGUUUCCUCUGGACACUGCGGUGGAGUGGGGUGGGUCUCUGCCCUGCUGUGAAGCAGGGUCAGAAGCGUGAAGCAGCUGUGUAAUCCGCUGGAUGCUGACCAGGGCGCUCCCCAUUCCAAUCAGGAGCCUGAGGAUUGGCUGGGCGUAGGCACACGUGACCGACAUGUGGCUGUAUUGGCGCAGCCUGCCGGGGUGUCACUGGAGACAGAAUGGAGGUGCUGCCGGGCUCGAAAAUGGGUUCCAGCAUAAUGGUUAUUUCUGGGAACUGAAGAUGCAUUGACCCGAACUUGAGGGGACCAAGGCUGGAAAGGCCAAGCCACCAAGGACUGAAGAUCUGUCCCUGUGCACAUUGAGCCUCAAAACAGAACACAGUUGGGAUUACUUUUGUUAGUAGGCAUAGACUAUUCAUUGCAAGCUGUGAGUAAAGAAGUACUUAAGCAGCUGCAGGGAAGUAUUGAAGAUGAGACUAUGACUUGCGGACAGAUUGAUUUGCUAGAGCGCCUUAAAGAAUUUAACUUAGAUAGCAAUUUCCCCGGAGUAAAACUACGCUCGAAAAUGUCCCUCCGAUCCUAUGGAAGUCGGGAAGGAUCUGUAUCAAGCCGUUCAGGAGAAUGCAGUCCUGUCCCCAUGGGGUCAUUCCCAAGAAGAGCAUUUGUAAAUGGAAGCAGAGAAAGCACUGGAUACUUAGAGGAGCUUGAGAAAGAGAGAUCAUUACUCCUUGCUGAUCUUGACAAAGAAGAAAAGGAAAAGGACUGGUAUUAUGCUCAGCUUCAGAACCUCACGAAAAGAAUAGAUAGCCUGCCCUUGACUGAGAACUUUUCCUUACAGACAGACAUGACAAGACGGCAGCUGGAGUAUGAAGCACGGCAGAUCAGGGCCGCAAUGGAGGAGCAGCUUGGCACCUGCCAGGACAUGGAGAAACGAGCACAGCGAAGAAUAGCCAGGAUUCAGCAAAUAGAGAAGGACAUACUUCGUGUACGGCAGCUCUUACAGUCCCAAGCGGCUGAAGCAGAGAGGUCAUCUCAGAGCAAGCGUGAAACUGCCUCCCAUGAAGCUGAGCGGCAGCUUGAAGGUCAAGGAGUGGCAGAAAGCAACUUGGCAACUUCUGGUAGUGGCCAGAGUUCAGCUGCACGUGUGGAUCAUGAAACAGCCGGUGUUUUGAGUUCUAGCGGCACACACUCUGCUCCUCGAAGGCUGACGAGUCACCUGGGAACGAAGGUGGAAAUGGUGUAUUCAUUGUUGUCCAUGCUUGGUACUCAUGAUAAGGAUGAUAUGUCACGAACUUUGCUAGCUAUGUCUAGCUCCCAAGACAGCUGUAUAUCCAUGCGACAGUCUGGAUGUCUUCCUCUCCUCAUCCAGCUUUUACAUGGCAAUGACAAAGACUCUGUGUUGUUGGGAAAUUCCCGGGGCAGUAAAGAGGCUCGGGCCAGGGCCAGUGCAGCCCUCCACAACAUCAUUCACUCACAGCCUGAUGACAAGAGAGGCAGGCGUGAAAUCCGGGUCCUUCAUCUUUUGGAACAGAUACGAGCUUACUGUGAAACCUGUUGGGAGUGGCAGGAAGCCCAUGAACAAGGCAUGGACCAGGACAAAAAUCCAAUGCCGGCUCCUGUUGAGCAUCAGAUCUGCCCUGCGGUGUGUGUUCUGAUGAAACUCUCAUUUGAUGAGGAGCACAGACAUGCAAUGAAUGAGCUUGGGGGACUGCAGGCUAUUGCAGAGUUACUGCAGGUGGACUGUGAGAUGCAUGGGCUUACUAAUGACCACUACAGUGUCACUCUAAGACGGUAUGCUGGAAUGGCUUUGACAAACCUGACCUUUGGAGAUGUUGCCAACAAGGCUACGCUGUGUUCUAUGAAAGGCUGCAUGAGGGCACUCGUGGCCCAGUUAAAAUCCGAAAGUGAAGACUUACAGCAGGUUAUUGCAAGUGUUUUGCGGAAUUUGUCUUGGCGAGCAGAUGUAAAUAGCAAAAAGACGUUGAGAGAAGUUGGAAGUGUGAAAGCAUUGAUGGAAUGUGCUUUGGAAGUUAAAAAGGAAUCAACUCUCAAAAGCGUCUUGAGUGCCUUAUGGAAUCUGUCUGCACACUGCACUGAGAAUAAGGCUGACAUAUGUGCUGUGGACGGGGCACUGGCAUUUCUGGUUGGCACCCUCACUUACCGGAGCCAGACAAAUACGUUAGCCAUCAUUGAAAGUGGAGGUGGGAUAUUACGGAAUGUGUCCAGCUUGAUAGCUACCAACGAAGACCACAGACAAAUCCUAAGAGAGAACAACUGCCUACAAACUUUAUUACAGCACUUGAAAUCUCACAGCUUGACAAUAGUCAGUAAUGCAUGUGGAACUCUGUGGAAUCUCUCUGCGAGAAAUCCUAAAGACCAGGAGGCUCUGUGGGACAUGGGGGCGGUGAGCAUGCUCAAGAACCUCAUUCAUUCCAAGCACAAAAUGAUCGCUAUGGGGAGCGCAGCAGCUUUAAGGAAUCUCAUGGCAAACAGACCUGCAAAGUACAAGGAUGCCAACAUCAUGUCUCCUGGCUCAAGUUUGCCAUCCCUUCACGUUAGGAAACAAAAGGCUCUAGAGGCAGAGUUAGACGCUCAGCACUUAUCAGAAACCUUUGACAAUAUUGACAAUUUAAGUCCCAAGGCAUCUCACCGCAGUAAGCAGAGACACAAGCAGAAUCUUUAUGGUGACUAUGUCUUUGAUGCCAGUCGACAUGAUGACAAUAGGUCAGACAACUUUAACACUGGAAACAUGACUGUUCUUUCACCAUACUUGAAUACCACAGUAUUGCCCAGCUCUUCUUCAUCAAGGGGAAGUUUAGACAGUUCUCGUUCUGAGAAAGACAGAAGUUUGGAGAGAGAACGAGGUAUUGGCCUCAGCACUUACCAUUCAGCAACAGAAAAUCCGGGAACCUCUUCCAAACGGGGUUUGCAGCUCUCUGCCACUGCAGCCCAGAUAGCCAAAGUGAUGGAAGAAGUGUCCGCCCUCCACACCUCCCAGGACGACAGAAGCCCCGCCUCUGCCGCCGAGCUCCACUGUGUGGCGGAGGAGAGGACUGCAGCACGAAGAAGCUCUGCGUCCCACACACAUCCAAACACACACAACUUCGCUAAGUCGGAAAGCUCAAACAGGACAUGCUCCAUGCCUUAUGCCAAGGUGGAAUAUAAGAGAUCUUCAAAUGACAGCUUAAACAGUGUCACUAGUAGUGACGGCUAUGGUAAAAGGGGCCAGAUGAAGCCCUCGGUAGAGUCCUACUCAGAAGAUGAUGAAGGUAAGUUUUGCAGUUAUGGGCAGUACCCUGCCGACCUAGCCCAUAAGAUACACAGUGCAAAUCAUAUGGAUGAUAAUGGUGGGGAGCUGGACACACCGAUAAACUACAGCCUCAAGUACUCAGAUGAGCAGCUGAACUCGGGAAGGCAGAGCCCCUCACAAAAUGAAAGGUGGGCAAGACCCAAGCAUGUGAUAGAAGAUGAAAUAAAGCAAAACGAGCAAAGGCAAUCAAGAAGCCAGAACACCAAUUUUCCCGUCUACUCUGAGAACACUGAUGACAAACACCUCAAGUUCCAACAGCAUUUUGGGCAACAAGAGUGUGUUUCCCCAUAUAGGUCCAGGGGAACCAAUGGUUCAGAAGCAAAUCGAAUGGGUUCUAGUCAUGCAGUUAAUCAAAAUGUGAACCAGUCUUUGUGUCAGGAAGACGAUUAUGAAGAUGACAAGCCUACCAACUACAGUGAACGUUAUUCUGAGGAAGAACAGCAUGAAGAAGAAGAGAGACCGACAAAUUAUAGCAUAAAGUAUAAUGAAGAGAAACACCAUGUGGAUCAGCCUAUUGAUUAUAGUCUAAAAUAUGCCACUGACAUAUCUUCAUCCCAGAAGCCAUCAUUUUCAUUCUCAAAGACUCCAUCAGUACAGGGCACUAAAACUGAACAUAACUCUCCAAGCAGUGAGGCUGCAUCUGCACCUUCAUCUAACGCCAAAAGGCAGAGUCAGCUGCAUCCAAGUUCAGCACAAAGAAAUGGUCAGACUCCAAAAGGGACUGCCUGCAAAGUCCCCUCCAUCAACCAAGAGACAAUGCAGACUUACUGUGUAGAAGACACCCCGAUAUGUUUCUCAAGGUGCAGCUCCUUAUCAUCGCUGUCAUCAGCUGAAGAUGAAAUAGGCUGUGAUCAGACAACACAGGAGGCAGACUCUGCGAAUACUCUGCAAAUAGCAGAGAUAAAAGAGAAUGAUGUGACGCGGUCAGCUCAAGACCCUGCGAGUGACGUCCCAGCCGUGUCCCAGAAUGCUAGAACCAAGCCCAGCAGACUCCAGGCUUCCGGCUUAGCUUCAGAAUCCGCCAGGCAUAAAGCUGUUGAGUUUUCUUCAGGAGCCAAGUCUCCCUCCAAAAGCGGUGCUCAGACACCCAAAAGUCCCCCAGAACACUAUGUCCAGGAGACACCCCUUGUAUUCAGCAGGUGUACUUCUGUCAGUUCCCUCGACAGUUUUGAGAGUCGCUCCAUCGCCAGCUCUGUUCAGAGUGAGCCAUGUAGUGGAAUGGUGAGUGGAAUUAUCAGCCCCAGUGACCUUCCAGAUAGCCCUGGGCAGACCAUGCCACCAAGCAGAAGCAAAACCCCUCCACCUCCCCCACAGCCAGUGCAGACCAAGAGAGAGGUGCCAAAAAGUAAGGUGCCUGCUGCCGAGAAGCGAGAGGGUGGGCCCAAGCAGACGGCCGUGAGUGCGGCUGUGCAGAGGGUGCAGGUCCUCCCGGAUGCCGACACUCUGUUACACUUUGCCACAGAGAGUACUCCAGAUGGCUUUUCUUGUUCCUCUAGCCUGAGUGCUCUGAGUCUGGAUGAACCCUUUAUACAGAAAGAUGUGGAACUAAGAAUAAUGCCUCCAGUUCAGGAAAACGACAACGGGAAUGAGACUGAACCAGAACAGCCUGAAGAAUCUAACGAAAACCAGGAUAAAGAGGUAGAAAAGCCUGACUCUGAAAAAGACUUACUAGAUGAUUCCGAUGAUGAUGAUAUUGAAAUAUUAGAAGAAUGUAUUAUUUCAGCCAUGCCAACAAAGUCAUCACGCAAAGCCAAAAAGCUAGCCCAGACUGCUUCAAAAUUACCUCCUCCUGUGGCAAGGAAACCAAGUCAGCUGCCUGUGUACAAACUUCUGCCGUCACAGAGCAGGCUGCAGGCACAGAAACAUGUUAGCUUUACACCAGGGGACGAUGUGCCCCGCGUGUACUGUGUAGAAGGGACGCCUGUAAACUUCUCCACAGCAACAUCUCUGAGUGAUCUCACAAUAGAAUCCCCUCCAAAUGAGCUGGCUGCUGGAGAUGGGGUUAGAACAAGUGUACAGGCAGGUGAAUUUGAAAAACGAGAUACCAUUCCCACAGAGGGCAGAAGUACAGAUGAGGCUCAGAGAGGAAAAGUCUCCUCUAUAGCUAUACCAGACCUGGAUGGUAGCAAAGCAGAGGAAGGAGAUAUUCUUGCAGAAUGCAUCAAUUCUGCCCUGCCCAAAGGAAGAAGCCACAAGCCUUUCCGAGUGAAAAAGAUAAUGGACCAAGUCCAACAGGCAUCCAUGACUUCAUCCGGAACUAACAAAAAUCAAAUAGACACUAAGAAAAAGAAGCCUACUUCACCAGUAAAGCCCAUGCCACAAAAUACUGAAUACAGAACUCGUGUGAGAAAGAAUACAGACUCAAAAGGUAACGUAAAUACUGAAGAAACUUUCUCAGACAAUAAAGACUCAAAGAAACAGAGCUUAAAAAACAACCCCAAGGACUUCAGUGACAAGCUACCGGACAAUGAGGACAGGGUCCGGGGAGGCUUUACUUUCGAUUCACCGCAUCAUUACACACCCAUUGAAGGGACUCCUUACUGCUUCUCACGAAAUGACUCUUUGAGUUCUCUAGAUUUUGAUGAUGACGAUGUUGACCUCUCCAGGGAAAAGGCUGAGUUAAGAAAGGGCAAAGAAAGUAAGGACUCAGAAGCCAAAGUUACCUGCCACACAGAACCAAGCUCAAGCCAACAGUCAGCUAGGAAGUCACAGGCCAGUACAAAACAUCCAAUGAACAGAGGACCGUCUAAACCACUGCUGCAGGAACAACCCACUUUCCCCCAGUCCUCUAAAGACGUACCAGACAGAGGGGCAGCAACUGACGAAAAACUGCAGAAUUUUGCUAUUGAAAAUACACCAGUUUGCUUUUCUCGAAAUUCUUCUCUGAGCUCCCUUAGUGACAUUGACCAAGAGAACAACAAUAACAAAGAAAUUGAACCAGUCAAAGACGCUGAGCCUGCCGACGCACAAGGAGAGUCAAGUAAGCCUCAGGCAUCUGGGUAUGCGCCCAAGUCCUUUCAUGUGGAAGACACCCCUGUGUGUUUCUCCAGAAACAGCUCUCUCAGCUCUCUGAGCAUUGAUUCUGAGGACGACCUGUUGCAGGAGUGCAUAAGCUCUGCUAUGCCAAAAAAGAGGAGGCCUUCCAGACUCAAGGGUGAGGGUGAAAGGCAGAGUCCUAGGAAAGUGGGCAGCGUGUUAGCCGAAGAUCUGACACUCGACUUGAAAGAUAUACAGAGGCCAGAGUCAGAACACGGUUUAUCCCCCGAUUCAGAAAAUUUCGACUGGAAAGCUAUUCAGGAAGGUGCAAACUCCAUAGUAAGUAGUCUGCACCAAGCUGCCGCCGCCGCUGCGUGUCUGUCCAGACAAGCGUCGUCGGACUCAGACUCCAUCCUGUCCCUGAAGUCCGGCGUCUCCCUGGGGUCACCUUUUCACCUUACACCUGACCAAGAGGAGAAGCCAUUCACGAGUCAUAAAGGCCCGAGAAUUCUCAAACCUGGGGAGAAAAGCACAUUAGAAGCAAAAAAAAUAGAAUCCGAGAACAAGGGAAUCAAAGGCGGAAAAAAGGUUUAUAAAAGCUUGAUUACAGGAAAGAUUCGAUCUAAUUCAGAAAUCUCCAGCCAAAUGAAACAACCCCUUCAGACAAACAUGCCUUCAAUCUCAAGAGGCAGGACAAUGAUUCACAUCCCGGGAGUUCGGAACAGCUCCUCAAGUACAAGCCCUGUCUCUAAAAAAGGCCCACCCCUCAAGACUCCAGCCUCUAAAAGCCCCAGUGAAGGCCCUGUAGUCACCACUUCUCCUCGUGGAACUAAGCCAGCAGUGAAGUCAGAGCUGAGCCCUAUUACCAGGCAAACUUCCCACAUUAGUGGGUCAAAUAAGGGGCCCUCUAGGUCAGGGUCUAGAGACUCCACUCCCUCGAGACCUACACAGCAGCCAUUAAGUAGGCCGAUGCAGUCGCCAGGGCGGAACUCGAUCUCCCCCGGUAGAAAUGGAAUAAGCCCUCCUAACAAACUCUCUCAGCUGCCCAGAACAUCGUCUCCCAGUACUGCUUCCACCAAGUCCUCGGGGUCGGGGAAAAUGUCCUACACAUCCCCAGGCCGGCAGCUGAGCCAGCACAACCUCAGCAAACAAACAGGCUUGUCCAAGAACACCAGCAGCAUCCCCAGAAGUGAGUCAGCAUCCAAAGGACUGAAUCAGAUGAAUAACAGCAACGGGUCUAAUAAAAAGGUAGAACUUUCUAGAAUGUCUUCAACUAAGUCAAGUGGAAGUGAAUCAGACAGGUCAGAAAGACCUGCAUUAGUACGUCAGUCUACUUUCAUCAAAGAAGCCCCAAGCCCAACCCUAAGGAGGAAACUGGAGGAAUCUGCCUCAUUUGAAUCCCUUUCUCCAUCUUCUAGACCAGAUUCUCCCACCAGGUCCCAGGCACAGACCCCAGUUUUAAGUCCUUCCCUCCCCGAUAUGUCUCUGUCCACACAUCCAUCUGUUCAGGCAGGUGGAUGGCGCAAGCUCCCACCUAACCUCAGCCCCACUAUAGAGUACAGUGACGGAAGACCCUCAAAGCGGCAUGACAUCGCACGCUCCCAUUCUGAAAGUCCGUCCAGACUACCAGUCAACCGAGCGGGAACCUGGAAGCGUGAACACAGCAAACAUUCCUCGUCCCUUCCUCGAGUGAGCACUUGGAGAAGAACUGGAAGCUCAUCUUCUAUUCUUUCUGCUUCUUCAGAGUCCAGUGAAAAAGCAAAAAGUGAGGAUGAAAAGCAUGUGAACUCUGUGCCAGGACCCAGACAAAUGAAAGAAAACCAGGUACCCACAAAAGGAACAUGGAGGAAAAUAAAGGAAAGUGAAAUUUCUCCCACAAACACGGUUUCUCAGACCACUUCCUCAGGUGCUGCCAGUGGUGCUGAAUCAAAGACUCUGAUCUAUCAGAUGGCACCUGCUGUUUCUAAAACAGAGGACGUUUGGGUGAGAAUUGAGGACUGCCCCAUUAACAACCCUAGAUCUGGAAGAUCUCCCACAGGUAACACCCCCCCAGUGAUUGACAGCAUUUCAGAAAAGGGAAAUACAAGCAUUAAAGAUUCAAAAGACACCCAAGGAAAACAAAGUGUGGGCAGUGGCAGUCCUGUGCAAACCGUGGGUCUAGAAAACCGCCUGAAUUCCUUUAUUCAGGUAGAGGCCCCGGAACAGAAAGGAACUGAGACAAAAGCAGGACAGAGUAACCCUGCCCCUGUAGCAGAGACUGGUGAGACCUGCAUGGCAGAGCGCACCCCUUUCAGUUCAAGUAGCUCCAGCAAGCACAGUUCUCCCAGUGGGACGGUCGCUGCCAGAGUGACGCCUUUUAAUUACAACCCAAGCCCUAGGAAAAGCAAUGCAGACAGCACUUCAGCCCGGCCAUCUCAGAUCCCCACGCCGGUGGGCAGCAACACAAAGAAGAGAGACUCGAAGACUGACAGCACUGAAUCCAGUGGAGCCCAGAGUCCUAAACGCCAUUCUGGGUCUUACCUCGUGACGUCUGUUUAAAAGAGCUAGAAGGAGAAAUGUAGGAAAAGCUGGUGUUAAUCACAACUGCUGUAUAGAGACUUUAUUUCAAAGGAAACUUUAAAGGUUGAAAAUUUUUGUAAAUAGGUUUGAUUCUUGUUAGAGGGGUUUUGUUCUGGAAACCAUAUUUGAUAGUACACAGUCCUCACUGGUCAUUUUGGGAGGCAUUCCUGUUAGGUAGGAAAAAAUGGUAAAGCCACGUAUAUCUAUCUGUACAGUGUGUUUUACAUGUAUUUAAGUAGCAUCCGUUCCAUUGUCCUUUAAUUAUCGCCUGUCUUAAAAUAACACUACAGAUAGACACUAUGAUAUAUUGCUGUUAUCAAUCAUUUUUAGAUUAUAAAGUAAAUUCACAUCAGGGAGAAAUUGGUAUUUAUGCAAAAAAAAUUAGUCCUUGUGAAUCCAUCUACCGUCAUAAUUAAUCAUGUGGCUGUGAAAUUCACAGUAAUAUGGUUCCCAAUGAAUAUGUUUACCCAGCCUGCUUUGCUUUACUGCAUGAAUGAAACUGAUGGUUCAAUUUCAGAAGUAAUGACUAAUGAUUCUGUGAUCACAUGGUGUGCAUAGAGAUAGCUACAGUGUAACAAUUCACACUAUUUUGUGCUCAAAUCUGUGUAACUGUAAAGCAUUUGAAUGAAACUAUUUUAACUGAACUAGAUUUUAUCAAAAGUAGGUAGGAUUUUUGCUAUGCUGUAACUGUUGUAUAUUCUGGUAUCUGAGGUGAGAUGGCUGCUCUUUUAUUAAUGAGACAUGAGUUAUGUCUCAAACUAAAUGAACAUUUCAGAAUAAAUUAUUGCUGUAUGUAAACUAUUACUGAAAUUGGUAUUGUUGGAGGGUCUUAUUUCACAUUUGUAUUAAUAACUGUCAAAAGGGCCUCUUUUAAAAGCUAAAUGUAAAUUUUUUCUUCAGAUUCUAUGCAUUAAGAGUAAAAUUUCCUCUUGCUGUAAUAAAGACAAUUGAAGAAGAUUGUUGACACUUAA